GUAGAUCCUUCUUGCUAUGAGGAUGAAGGAACCUUUUUUCCAGUGUUUCAUACUCAAGUCCCACCAGAAGAGUAUGAAAACCAUGUAACGUAUGCCAGCCAAGGUUUUACCUAUGAUGUGGAAAGAAAUGAAUCACUGAUCAAAUCAGAUAAGAAACCUUCCUCAACUACAGAAAAUAUUGAGCUCAGGGGUAAACAUAACCAAGAUUUUAUUAAGAGAAACAUUGAGUUGGCCAAGGAAUCAGGAAACCCAGUGGUUAUGAUUGAUAAAGAAAAGAAAAGGCUUGUUGAACUUUUGAAGGACUUAGACGAUGGAGACUUUGGACUUUCUAGUUCUGAGGGUCAUCAGUCCGGCUGGCUGGUCCCAGGAGAAGGAUAUACGCUUGCGGUUUCUGAGCACCGGCAGCUUGCUGAAAUUGAUACAAAACUCCAAGAAUUCUCUGCAGCCUCCCCAGCAAUUUCCAACUUUGCUCCAAGACUGGAAAGCCAGAAUGAUCAGGAACUUGUCCUUAACGAUGAUGGCAGACGUACAGAAAUAACUCCAGGAGAAAAAGUACUUCGGAACACCAAGGAACAAAGGGAUCAGCAAAACAGGCUGAAAGAGAUCGAUGAAAAGCUGAGAAAGAUGAAGGAAAAUGUAGUAAGUCUUUUUUUUAUUUAAAG
Loxodonta africana (African savanna elephant) is the source of this 662-nucleotide messenger RNA. Its product is annotated as fibrous sheath-interacting protein 1. Bases 259 to 660 code for a protein of 133 amino acids. The record is from RefSeq and is a predicted model, not a curated record. NCBI's taxonomy places the organism in Eukaryota, Metazoa, Chordata, Mammalia, Proboscidea, Elephantidae. The transcript is spliced from 5 exons.